Megalopta genalis is the source of this 3188-nucleotide messenger RNA. RefSeq lists its product as uncharacterized. The record is from RefSeq and is a predicted model, not a curated record. Lineage: Eukaryota; Metazoa; Arthropoda; Insecta; Hymenoptera; Halictidae. Gene Ontology annotation, cellular component: centriole. Gene Ontology annotation, biological process: ciliary basal body organization; regulation of cytokinesis; negative regulation of centriole elongation.
GCCAUCAUAAAUCAUACCUAUGUUCGCGUGGUCACACAACACAACAAAUACGCGACGCGCGUAUAUAAUUAUAAACAGGUUACCAAUCUAACAGAAACAAAUUGUUCCAAUAUCCCCACCUGUUAAUUCGCCACUCGUAACAAUUCAAACACCAAAUAUCGUUUGUACAUGUGUAUUUACUUGCUUGCAUUCAAGCUUCACAGUUAUCGGGGUAGUAUUUGAAUCUUUCGUAUAAAUUGAUGUUCAAAGUAGCGUGGUAAUUUUUAUUCAUGGAUAUCAAUCUAUGGCGAUACAGUGACUUCGGUUCAGUACCCUUCAUUAAGUUAACAACGCGCACAACUUUUUUAUCUUUUGAUAAAUGCAACAGAAAAGACUGUCAUGGAUUUUUAAUGUUUAAAUUAAUAUAAUAUAAUCAUGAAACACACAAUGCAAGUUACUACUUAAAACUAUUUUUAAGUAGUCUUGUUUAUGUCUUGGCAAAAACAAACGGUAUGUUUGUAAAUGUAUUUUUUUCUGAUUGGUGUAUCAAAAAGUAUUUGAUUUUCUAUCCGCCUUAGACAGGGGCUGUUAUUAGGACGAAUAAGCCUAUAUCGUUGAAUUAAUUUUAUUUUGUUACAUGCUUGACAUUAUUUUUACCAAUUCAUUAAGAAAGUAAUAAUCAAAUAUGGAAGGUAAUUCGUACAUUUCAUGUAUUAAAAUUAAUGGAGUUCCUAUUUUACCGCCGUUGAUGACUAAGGAUGUCAAAGAAGAAAUGUUUAAUUACAAACAAAUUGCAAUAUGUGUAGAGAAAAGAUUAGAAGCUAUGCGUGUUACUCGUAAAAAAAAUAAAGACAUUGAUACCGAUGUAAUUAAAAGGAAUUUUCGGAACACACUAAAUAAUACAAAAGAAGAUUUAUUCCUUUCGGAUUAUAAUAAAUAUCGAAAUAAAAAUGAAACAAUUACUAACGGUUUUUCAACAGAAAUAUUUGAAAAUUCUACAGAAGGCUUAAAACGGAAUUCACAAUGGAAUGGAGACACAAACACAUAUUGUCAUUCUGAAUAUCAGGUUAAAUUAGCUUCCAAUGCUUGCUUAAAGUCCGAGGUGCUUCCUCCAAAAGCUGAUGUAGAUCAGCACGCAAAGAAAAUAAGUUCUACAAAAUCCACUACCAUUGAAACAAUGUCCGAUGUUUGUAAACCACAAGUGCCUACUACUUUGAACAUUAUUCCAAUGAUAUUGAACAAUCCUGGCAGCAGAGGGGAUGAAGUAUAUAAGAAAGAUGAUUUGAACGAUGCAGGUGACACUCCUAAAUUAAUUCGUCAGGGUUCGUACGUGCUGGAUACUCCGAGCCCGAUACUGCUUGCACAUAUGCAAAUGGAACAUAAUUCUGCUGCUACACCUUGUACAGAAUAUAUUCCAACGCCGUGUUCGAAUAAAGGCCAUCGCAGAGAAUGGAAUAUCUCGCGUGCUAAGAUGGAAUGGGAAUACGAAUCCAGAAGUAAAAAUGUUAAUCCCAGUGUUCCUACAGAAUCGUUAGAACUAUCCUCAAAUAAAAAGAGGAACAGCGGUUCUAAGGUCGGUCAAUGGAUACACAAAUCAGUUUCCUCGCUAACAAUACCUACAUCCUCAUUUGCAGCAUUCCCAGCUACACGAUCUGUUGAUUGCAUUCAAACGAUGUUAGCUAAUGAAUGCAUAGAGAAGAGCAAUAUGGAAAAUAAUCGUGAUAGAAAAUAUGCUCUGCGUAAUAGUAAUGAAAGAAGACAGGAUUUUCAGAGUUCAAAAAAGCGUAAUCAUUUUUCUACUUCUCAAUUAGCGCACAAACGUGGUAGCGUUCCGGAGCGUGCAGCUAGUAACGAUAGCAGUGUACCAUUUUCUAAUAAUUUGGUGCACGAGCAUGAUAAAGUUCCUAUCGGCGAUAGUUGUGCGGAGGUAAUGCCAAGAAACAUAGACACAGAAGAUCUUACAUCUAAGUUAAAAUUUACUAUUACUUCGGAUAAACUACUCACUGUCUACAAAAAAGUACAAGAAAUGCAUAAAAAUCAAAUGGCGGAGCUAGUUACUCGACAACAAAGAGAACAAACUCUACUUCAGGAAGAGUUUAAGAAGCAACAGCUACUUUUGCUAACCGAGAUUAGAAAAUCCUUUCCAGAAAUUUCAGUUUCACUGCCUUCUGAGAAUAUUUUGUCUACUUCGUUCAAUCAAGACACCCCCGAUAGUGAAAAGCUCUCCGAAGACAUCGAUUCUAAUACGGAAAUUACUAAUAAUAUGAAAAAUAACUCGCAAGACGAAAGAAAAGUAGACCAUUUUCAUAACGAUAAUGAAAAGCUAAUGCCAUGUCCACUAGACAAUACUUACUCCGAAAUCAGUCUUCCUGCUAUGGAAUCUUGUUUUACAGUGGGAAAAGAGGAAGUUAAGAUACAGCCAGAUAAAGAUAGAAGUUAUGAGAAAAUAUUGAUAAAAGAUGGUGGUGGGUCUAAACGUUUAAACGUUAGCAGACAGUUGUUUCCUUUAGAUAGUAAAACUGUUCACGUACCGAUUCUCGAUAGGAGAGUAUAUGGGUCUAAACAUAUUGAAGCUGUAAAUGUGAUCAAUGCGUAUACACGUGGCUACUUAGUACGUAGAAUAAUGCGAACGGAACGAGUGAUCGCUUUGAAAAAUACAUAUAAAGAAGCUUUACAUUGCAUGCUCAAGCUGCAUGUCGAUGCACCCCUCAAUCGAUCGGAAUCCAAUUUCCUAUACCGUCUACAAUUACAGUGUGACGCAGCUUCUAUGAAUAUAGUGGAGUUAUUUACCCAAAAACCUGAGAAAAGAAUGCAGGUAAUAGCGCAAGAUCGUGAAAUCAAGCAAUCUCGUGCAGAGCGUCCAACAUCAGCCAGAUCGUAUUCAUUCGCGACUCAACGGACCUUAGCGAGGAAAAAACUGAAGGAGAUGGAAGAUCAUCAACCAUCUUUUACUCGUUCAUGUUUAUCUAGAUCUAGAUGCCAAACUUGGACAUCAGAUGACAAGGAAAAAAUUCUUUCCCCAAACAUUUUAUAUCAUAAUAUUAAAAGGAGCACUAGUGCGGGUACCGUAAGAAAACCAUGGCGGUAAAAUUACAAUAGUGCCUUUGAUCGUUUUCGUUUUAUUGUAUCAUACACGCGUAAAUAUUAUAUUGUGUAAACAAGCUCACUUUGUGCCUGAAUUUUUAAUAAAUUUUGUUACAUAUAAAGUA